AUGCGCUUCAAUGAAAUUCGAUGGAUUGUGCUUAUGUCUGCACUAAAUCAUGUCGCAUAUGCUGAAAGAAUUCUAGCGAUUUUUGGCUUUGAAAACCCCACACAGUAUUCGUUUGUUGAAUCUUUACUCAAAAGAUUGGUACAACGUGGUCAUUAUGUUACAACGAUAACUUAUUUUUCUCCAGAGCAAUCGAUACCAAAUUUACGCAAUAUCGUCAUAACAGAGAAUGAAAUUUUGUACAAUGAGCUUCUAAACACCAUAAUCGAUCCCCUUGACAUAGACCAUUUCAAUGUGCGUGGAAAACUUUACAGCAUUGGAUUUAAAAUAUGUGAAAAUAUUCUCGGACAUGAGUCAGUACAAAAUUUAAUGCGCAACGAAGCUUUUGAUCUCAUAUUUAUUGAUGUGAUCUUUUCGGAGUCAUUGUUUGGCUUCGCUCAACAUUUUAAAGCACCCAUAGUUGGUCUCUCCACCAUAGGCACAACAAGUCGAACCGAUGAAUUGGUGGGUAAUAUUACGCCUCAAUCGUAUGCCUCCAUUAACCGAUGGUAUUCACAAAAUAUCAAUCUCUGGAUGAGAUGUUUAAAUGUGGCCCUGUAUGCCUUGGAACGACUGCAUUACUAUUAUGAAUAUAUAGCAAUGAUAUAA
Stomoxys calcitrans (stable fly) is the source of this 645-nucleotide messenger RNA. Its product is annotated as UDP-glucosyltransferase 2-like. Bases 1 to 645 code for a protein of 214 amino acids. The transcript is spliced from 3 exons. The record is from RefSeq and is a predicted model, not a curated record. Lineage: Eukaryota; Metazoa; Arthropoda; Insecta; Diptera; Muscidae.